AAAGAUAAUGGAUACAAGUGAAAUAUUACACGAUUCCUCUUCAUUUCUUGGCGUGUAAAAUGAUCAACUGCGUAGUUUUCCCACAUGUACCAAACUCCUCCUCAAAAACAAGAGUUUUGUCAUGUCUUUGCUCGGUGAGACCGACGGGGGGCGAGCAGCUGAGAAUAGACAGACGGCGUCUGUCCUUGAGAUAUGACAGCCGAGGGGUUACCCAUCUGUAUUCCCGGGACAGUCGAAGGCUUCAGCGCGUCCUUCUACCACCAUGCUGGGGGUUAUUGUCAGAGCUGCGCUGCGUCCAGGCAUUGCGAAUCCAUGCCGUUUACUUGGAGCGGUGUCACAGAUCCCUGAGAGGUCUUUCGCUCAUCAGGAGGGUUUGCCUAAGCUACCUGUUCCACCUUUGAAACAAACAUGUGAUCGCUACCUGGCCACCCUGGAGGCUAUCGUCAGCGAUGAGGAACUGGAACACACCCGGAUGCUAUUACAGGAGUUCCUAAAGAGUGGAGUAGGAGAAAGGCUCCAAAAGGAGCUCGAGAGACGAGCGCGAAAGACUGAUAACUGGCUGUCAGAGUGGUGGACGCAGUCAGCAUAUCUGGACUGUCGCAUGCCCGUGGCCAUCUACACGAGCACUGGAGUCGUCCUGCCUCGAAUGCACUUUGAAGACCGGCAAGGACAAAUGAGGUUUGCCGCCAAACUCAUUGCAGGGGUUUUGGACUUUAAAAGAAUGGUUGAUACUGAAACUCUGCCUGUUCAGUAUUUGAAUGGAAAGCCUCUGUGCAUGGACCAGUAUUACCAGAUUCUGUCCACAUGUCGCAUUCCUGGACCAAAGAGAGAUACGGUGGUGCAUUACUCUGCAGGGAAGACACCUCCUAGUCAUAUCACUGUGGUCCACAACUUUCAGUUUUUUGUUUUAGAUGUUUAUAACAGUGAUGGCACCCCGCUGACAGUAGAUCAGAUCACCAUGCAGUUGGAGAAGAUCUGGAAUUCUUCUUUGCAAACUAAUAAAGAGCCAAUUGGCAUCCUGACAUCACAGCACCGCAACACCUGGGGAAAAGCUUACAACAACCUGAUCAAGGACAGGACUAACAAGGAGUCGGUCCGUGCCAUCCAGAAAAGCAUAUUUACAGUUUGUUUGGACGCUCCGAUGCUCCGAGUGUCAGAUGAAAUGUAUCAGAGCCGUGUGGCAGCUCAGGUGCUCCACGGAGGAGGGACACGGUGGAACAGUGGCAACCGCUGGUUUGAUAAAACACUGCAGUUCAUUGUUGGUGAGGAUGGUACGUGUGGACUGGUCUAUGAACAUGCACCUGCUGAGGGUCCACCCAUUGUGUUUCUCAUCGAUUACGUAGUUAAAUACAUGCAGAGAACUGAAAUGGUUCGCUCUCCAAUGGUUCCCCUGGCCAUGCCUCAGAAGCUACGCUUUAACAUCACACCGGAGAUCAAAAGAGACAUUGAAAAAGCCAAACAAAAUAUGAACAUAAUGGUGCAGGACUUGGAUGUGAAGGUGCUCACAUUUUCUCAUUUUGGAAGAAAUUUGCCAAAGCAGCAUGAGCUGAGUCCAGAUGCUUUUGUGCAAAUGGCUCUACAGCUAGCCUACUUUAGGAUGUAUAGUAUUUGCUGUCCUACUUAUGAGAGUGCAACACUGAGAAUGUUUAAAUAUGGACGCACAGAGGCAAUCCGCUCAACUACUGUGGACUCACUUAAGUUUGUUCAGGCAAUGCAAGACCCAUCUAAGCAGAACACAGAGCGGUUGGCACUGCUGCAGAAGGCAGUUCAAACUCACAAGGAAAACACACACAAUGCAAUCCAUGGACAGGCUAUUGACAGACAUCUGCUCGGGCUGAAAAUACAGAGCAUUGAAGAUCUGACCUCUAUGCCUGAGAUAUUCAUGGACACUUCUUAUGCAGUAGCUCAUCAUUUUAAUCUCUAUACCAGCCAGGUUGGCUCCAAGACAGACUGCGUGAUGUGUUUCGGUCCAAUGGUGCCAGAUGGCUACGGGGUGUGUUACAAUCCCAUGGAUGAGCAUAUCAACAUCGCCAUCACGGCCUUCAACAGCUGUGAGGAAACAAAUGCUGCCAACUUUGCCGAGGCUGUAAAGAAAGCGUUGUUGGACAUGAGAGCUCUCCUCACAGAAACAGCCGCGACCAGACAGUGAUCUCACACAUGAGCCCGGCCCGGCGCGCAGGUUUUGUAUGAAGCUGAAACUAAAUCGACUUUUUGCCAGUAUUGUUGGCAGAGCGCCAGGCUGGCAGAGGACAACUAGCAGGAAACCUGUUACCAAAGGAUUGAUUGUGGAAAACGCAAUGUGUGACUGUAAAUGCACUGCCUUUAAAAGGAGAAAUGAUCUAUGAUAGAUGUGUAUUUUAAAAUAUUGUGAAAGCAA
Messenger RNA from Girardinichthys multiradiatus, 2377 nucleotides. RefSeq names its product carnitine O-acetyltransferase-like. Gene Ontology annotation, cellular component: peroxisome. The transcript is spliced from 14 exons. Gene Ontology annotation, molecular function: carnitine O-acetyltransferase activity. The record is from RefSeq and is a predicted model, not a curated record. The coding region runs from base 263 to 2149 and encodes 628 amino acids. Gene Ontology annotation, biological process: carnitine metabolic process, CoA-linked. NCBI's taxonomy places the organism in Eukaryota, Metazoa, Chordata, Actinopteri, Cyprinodontiformes, Goodeidae.